Molecule: messenger RNA, 726 nt
Organism: Prorocentrum cordatum
Lineage: Eukaryota; Dinophyceae; Prorocentrales; Prorocentraceae
Source: the annotation of a GenBank genome assembly
AUGGAGUUCGUGCCGACUCCGUUUCGCAAGAGGGAUGGCGCUGGCUUGCCGCUGGUGACCCCGGUCAAGCGCGCCAACACUGCUGCCGCAAGGCCAGUCAAUGUCUCCCCCCAGGACUUCGACAAGGGCAGUGUCGCGCGCUCCCUCCAAGGGUACUCUCUGGUGGCCAUCGGCGCGCUCUCAACGGCGCAGAUCGCCGAGGUACUGAAGACGGCAGCGCGCAUGCGCGAGCUGGUCGAGAAGCAGGGUGGCGACGAGUCUCUCAAGGGCAGGGUGCUCGCGAGCGUCUUCUACGAGCCGUCCACGCGCACCAGCUGCUCGUUCCAGGCGGCCAUGCUGCGGCUCGGAGGCGCCGUCCUCGCGGUGAACGAGUCCAGCUCCUCGGUCGCCAAGGGCGAGUCGCUCGAGGAUACGGUGCGUUCUGUGGAGUGCUACGCCGACGUCGUGGUGCUCCGGCACCCCCGGGCCGGCGCGGCCGCCGAGGCCGCCGCAGCGAUGGCGAAGCCGCUGCUCAACGCCGGCGACGGCGUCGGCGAGCAUCCGUCCCAGGCGUUGCUGGACCUCGGAGGAGAAGGAGGACCUAUACACGAUCCUGGACGAGGUGCCAGGCGUCAGCGCCAGCGAGGCGGCAAAGUCCGAGGCGGCCCUGGCUGCGGCGCUGCGGGGCAGGGUCGUCACGAUGGUGGGCGACCUCAAGAAUGGGCGGACAGUGCACUCGCUGGCUAA